Prorocentrum cordatum is the source of this 1685-nucleotide messenger RNA. The record is from the annotation of a GenBank genome assembly. Lineage: Eukaryota; Dinophyceae; Prorocentrales; Prorocentraceae.
AUGCCACUGGUAGCUGCCUCCUCACCUGUCAUGAUAGAGAACUGCCACUGGGGCAAGACCGUCCCGGGCGACACCGCCGGAGAUGCGCCCUGCACGGGCCUCACUACUCCGUCCGAUUGCCCGUACAACUUCUUCCGCACCAGCUUCGACAUCCAGGCCAACUGGCAGUCCAUGUUCAACAACCUGCAGACGACCACGAAGUACCAGGGCGACCCGCCGCUGGCCCGCCCUGGCGCGUGGGCCUACCCGGACAUGCUGGAGGUGGGGAAUUGGGCGGCCAGCUACGAGGAGGAGCGCAGCCACUUCGGCGCGUGGGUCAUCACGAGCUCCCCGCUCAUACUCGGCUUCGACGUCAACAACGACACCACGACGGACAGGAUCUGGGACAUCAUCACCAACCGCGAGGCGAUCGCCAUCAACCAGGCAUGGGCGGGGCACCCCGGCCGACUGGUCAGGACCAUCCCCGACGCGGAGGGGCAGCCGCAGAUGCAGUUGUGGGCGAAGCCCGUCGGUGGCGGCCGCACCGCGGUGUUCGUCCUCAGCAACGACGCCCGCGAGAGCCGCGCCGUGCCCGUGGCGCUGGAGGACCUGGGGCUCGGCGGGCGCGUGCGCGUGCGCUGCGUCUGGGGCAGGAGAGAUCUCGGUGCGUUCUCCGGAGCCUUCCACACCGACCACAUCGGCCCACACGACUCCCGGCUCUACGUGUUGUCGCCCGCCGAGGACUCGGGGGAGGCCGCCGCGGACACGCUCGCGUACGCCGCCAGGGCCCCCGCGGGCGGUGAGACGGAUGGCCCGCUGGACGAAGCCCUGGGCUUCCCGGCGCGAGGCGGCCGGCGCUCGAGGGCCCACGGGUCCGGGCGGGCGGCCCGAGGCAGGGGCGACUCCAGGGGCUCGGGCAGGAGGGCGGCGAGAGGCAGGGACGAUUCCAGGGGCUCGGACAGGAAGGCGGCGAGAGCCAGGAGCGACUCGAGAGGCUCGGACAAGAAGGACGAGGCCGAGCGCAAGGCGGAGGUCGAGCGCAAGGCAAAGGUCGAGCGCCUGGCGAAGGAGGAGGCCGAGCGCAAGGCGGAGGCCGAGCGCCAGGCGGAGGCCGAGCGCAAGGCGGAGGCCGAGCUCAAGGCGGAGGAAGAGCGCAAGGCGGAGGAAGAACGCAAGGCGGAGGAAGAGCGCAAGGCGGAGGAAGAGCGCAAGGCGGAGGAAGAGCGCAAGGCGGAGGAAGAGCGCAAGGCGGAGGCCGAGCGCAAGGCGGAGAUCGAGCGUUUGGCGAAGGAAGAGGUCGAGCGCAAGGCGGAGGCCGAGCGCAAGGCAGAGGCCGAGCGCAAGGCGGAGGAAGAGCGCAAGGCGGAGGAAGAGCGCAAGGCGGAGGGCGAGCGCAAGGCGGAGGACGAGCGCAAGGCGGAGGCCGAGCACAAGGACGGGCCCCCGAGCAAGGCCGCGGCGGGGCGCGGCAGAGACGUCCUCGACGAGAGCCCGGACGAGCCCGCCCGGAGGCCCCCAAAGCGCGACAAGGCUGCCGACGAGGACGCGGACGAGCCCGCCAAGAGGCCGCCCAAGCGCGACAAGGCCCGCGACGAGAGCCCGGACGUGCCCUCCAGGAGGCCCCCCAAGCGCGACAGGGACCGCGGCGCCGACGACAGCCCCGACCGCGGCGGCGGCAAGGACCGGCGCCGCGGCUCCCGCGACAG